AUGUUCGCCACAUGUCCACAACUUCAAGCAGCAUCUGCGAAAUCAACUUUGCCAGCAAUUGUCAAAGUAUUCACUCAGAAAGUUACAAACGAUGUAACUAAAGCUUGUUUGAGUGCAGCAGAAAAGAAGUUCAAGGAAAUCAAUGAAAAACUUGAAUUACACAACAAGAAGAUCGAAGAACUCUCGAAUUACAUCAGAAACUUGAUCUCCUCUACCAAAGAAAAAGAAGGUAAAAUGAAUGAUGCAAGACACGCAAUGAACACAAUCAUUGAUACUUACAGACAUACACUCAAAUCUUUGUUCCCUCCAGCCAUGAAUUUGAAUCCGCUUUCCAAAUCCAAAGACAUUGUUCGCGCUGUCAAUAAAUUACAGGCUUUGAUGUUCUCGUUAUUCCCGCUCAUUCCAGGAAUACAGCCACCAGAGAAGCCUCACAUUUAUCUCAUGGCCGUCGCAAUAAGAAGAAUCAUUGGAAGUGAAAGAAACGAAGAUGUCGAUAUCAACAAAGAUAUUUCACUUUCAGAGCUCAAAGCAAUGCCAAUCAACAAGUCAAGAUUCUUCUACUACGAAGGAAAGAUCCAUGACUUAGAAGAACAGUUGAAUGGUGUCAUUCCUAUCGAAGAAGUUGGUAACAUGGCAGGAAGAAUCAUUGGAAGAGAGAACCCGCAAAUCAAGACAAGGAAACAACUCGUUGAUCUUUUACAAGAAAUUACUGACAAAUACAGUACUGCAGGACAGAUUGCUGAGGAAUACAACGAUUUCAAGGAAGCCACAUGGGCUCUCUUGAGAGGUAUCGAAGGUGUUAUUCCUGCAUCACUUGCACCACUUGUUCAAAGAUUAAUCAGAAAUUAA
Molecule: messenger RNA, 849 nt
Organism: Trichomonas vaginalis G3
Lineage: Eukaryota; Parabasalia; Trichomonadida; Trichomonadidae
Product: biological adhesion protein
Exons: 1
Coding region: 1-849 (282 amino acids)
Source: RefSeq, a predicted model, not a curated record